Molecule: messenger RNA, 2207 nt
Organism: Peromyscus maniculatus bairdii (prairie deer mouse)
Lineage: Eukaryota; Metazoa; Chordata; Mammalia; Rodentia; Cricetidae
Source: RefSeq, a predicted model, not a curated record
AUGUCACAGUUGUUGGAAUGCCAGCUACAGACUUCCUUCUGUUUGGUGUCAUGGUUUUUGUCCUUGGUGUUGGCAGUGGCAGAGGAGUCUUGUAAAUGCAAUGGCUGGAAGAACCCCAAUCCCUCUCCCACUCCACCAAGAGCAGACCUCCAGCAAAUAAUUGUCAGUCUGACGGAAUCCUGCCGGAGCUGUAGCCAUGCCCUCGCUGCUCAUGUUUCCCACUUGGAGAAUGUGUCAGAGGAGGAAAUGAACAGACUCCUGGGAAUUGUGUUGGAUGUGGAGUACCUGUUUACCUGUGUCCACAAAGAAGAAGAUGCAGAUACCAAACAAGUUUAUUUCUACCUAUUCAAGCUCUUGAGAAAGUCUAUUUUACAAAGAGGAAAACCUGUGGUUGAAGGCUCUUUGGAGAAGAGGCCCCCAUUUGAAAAGCCCAGUAUUGAACAGGGUGUGAAUAAUUUUGUGCAGUACAAAUUUAGUCAUUUGCCAUCAAAAGAGAGGCAGACAACAAUUGAGCUGGCCAAGAUGUUUCUGAAUCGAAUCAACUACUGGCACCUGGAAGCUCCAUCACAGCGGAGACUAAGGUCUCCCAAUGAUGACAUCACUGGAUACAAGGAGAACUACACAAGGUGGUUGUGCUACUGCAAUGUGCCGCAGUUCUGUGACAGCCUACCUCGGUACGAAACCACAAAGGUGUUUGGGAGAACAUUGCUUCGCUCGGUUUUCACCAUCAUGAGACGACAGCUCCUGGAGCAAGCUAGACAGGAAAAAGACAAACUGCCUCUUGAGAAACGCACGCUAAUCCUCACACAUUUCCCAAAGUUUCUGUCUAUGUUGGAAGAAGAAGUGUAUAGUCAAAAUUCUCCUAUCUGGGAUCAGGAUUUUCUCUCAACCUCUUCCAGAACUAGCCCACUAGGAAUCCAAACAGUGAUCAGUCCUGCUGUUACUGGACCAGCAUCAUUCAGUUCAAACUCCUCUUCCCAUGAGCAGAUCAAUGGAGGGAGAACAAGUCCUGGCUGCAGAGGCCCUUCUGGGCUUGAAGCAAACCCAGGAGAAAAGAGGAAAAUGAACCACUCUCAUGCUCCAGAGGAAGCCAAGAGAUCCUGAGUGAUGGGGGAUAUUCCUGUGGAAUUGAUCAAUGAGGUUAUGUCUACCAUCACAGAUCCUGCAGUGAUGCUUGGACCAGAGACCAAUUUUCUGUCAGCACAUUCAGCCAGAGAUGAGGCGGCAAGGCUGGAAGAGCGCAGGGGUGUCAUUGAAUUCCAUGUGGUGGGCAAUUCCCUGAACCAGAAACCAAACAAGAAGAUCCUGAUGUGGCUGGUGGGCCUACAGAAUGUGUUUUCUCACCAGCUCCCCCGGAUGCCCAAAGAGUACAUCACUCGGCUCGUCUUUGAUCCGAAACACAAAACCCUUGCUUUAAUUAAAGAUGGUCGUGUCAUUGGUGGUAUCUGUUUCCGGAUGUUUCCAUCCCAGGGAUUCACAGAAAUUGUUUUCUGUGCAGUAACCUCAAAUGAACAAGUCAAGGGCUAUGGAACACACCUGAUGAACCAUCUCAAAGAAUACCACAUAAAGCAUGACAUCCUGAACUUCCUCACAUAUGCAGAUGAGUAUGCCAUUGGCUACUUCAAGAAGCAGGGUUUCUCCAAAGAAAUAAAAAUACCUAAAACCAAAUAUGUUGGGUACAUCAAGGAUUAUGAAGGAGCCACUUUGAUGGGAUGUGAGCUGAAUCCUCAGAUUCCAUAUACAGAGUUUUCUAUCAUCAUUAAAAAGCAGAAGGAGAUCAUCAUUAAAAAGCUGAUAGAAAGAAAACAAGCCCAGAUUCGAAAAGUCUACCCUGGACUUUCAUGUUUCAAAGAUGGAGUUCGGCAGAUCCCUAUAGAAAGCAUUCCUGGAAUCAGAGAGACAGGCUGGAAACCAAGUGGAAAAGAGAAAAGUAAAGAGCCCAAAGACCCCGAGCAGCUGCACAGCACCCUUAAGAACAUCCUGCAGCAGGUGAAGAGCCAUCAAAGUGCUUGGCCUUUCAUGGAACCUGUGAAGAGAACAGAAGCUCCAGGAUAUUAUGAAGUUAUAAGGUUCCCCAUGGGGUCUCAUUAUGUAGCCUUGGCUGACGUGAACUAGCUAUAGACCUCGACCAACCAGUAGAGUUGAUUGGCCUGAAACUCAGAGACCCGACUACCUCUACCUUCUGUGUGCUGGAAUUAAAGGAUUGG